Messenger RNA from Cylicocyclus nassatus, 474 nucleotides. The record is from the annotation of a GenBank genome assembly. NCBI's taxonomy places the organism in Eukaryota, Metazoa, Nematoda, Chromadorea, Rhabditida, Strongylidae.
UUCUUUUAGCGAACUUGGAAACGAUAUAAAAAGGAGCGAAUCGAAUCAGACCCACAUCGACAAUGAUGAUCUACAUUCUUCUCCUUUGUGUUGGCAUUGCAUCGGCUGGUGUUGGAAGGUUCCGCCGCGGCGGAUACGGACGCCCCCAAAUGUUCGCUCCACCACUUCCCGACACGGGAUUCCCACAACCACCACCACCACCACCACCACCACCAAUGGGAGGAGGAUAUGGACGCCCAAGCUUCGGUGGAGGCGGAUACGGUGGCCCAAGCAGCUUUACUUCUGUGAAUAUCUACGACCAACCCCAAGGUGGCUAUGGACGACCUAGCGGUUACGGAAGACCAGCAAGCUUCGGUGGAUUCGGACAAGACGGCGGCUUUGGUGGUGGAAGUGAUUUUGGAUCUUUCGGCGGACGAAAGUGAAGAUAUCAUGUUUUUUGCUAUGCACGGGUAAUCAGCGAAAUUGACGUUCCCC